AUUUCAAAACGCUUCCACAAAUCAUCCACCCUUGAUUUUUACGCAUAAAAAUCCGACCGCUAUGAGUGACGUCCAGACCUUGGUGGAUAUGGGGUUUCCCCGGGAGCGAGUGGAAUACGCUCUGCAGGUGACCGGCAGCAAGGGCGUGGAACCGGCCAUGGAGUGGCUGCUGGCCCAUAUUGACGAGGAGAUUCCAUCCGCAGGAUUGCGUGAAGCUGCAGGGGCCGAAGCAGCAGCAGCACCCUCAGCCAGCGGCGACGAGUCGGCCCCGGCACCUAGCAGCAGCAGCGGAGGAGGCGGGGCCGAAGGCGGCACUGGGGAAAAGUCUGGCGAGUCGACGGUGGCCAAGUCGUUGAAGUGCGACGACUGCGGCAAAGUGCUCAAAGAUCAUUCGGAAGUCGAGUACCAUGCUGCCAAGACCGGGCACAGCAACUUCUCCGAGUCCACGGAGGAGAAAAAGCCCCUCACCGAGGAAGAGAAGAGGCUCCAGCUGGCUGUGAUCGAGGAAAAGCUCAAGCAGAAGCGCAUAGAGCGCGAGGAGCGCGAGAAGGUGGACGCCCUGGAGCGCGAGCGGAAUCGCAUUCGUUCGGGCAAGGACAUGACCGAGGCCAAGCGUCGCAUGGAAGAGAUCGAGAUGAAGAAGAUCGUGGAUCAGCGCAAGCGCGAAAAGGAGGAAGAGAAGGUGGCCCGCGAUCGGGUUCGUGCUCAAAUCGAGGCAGACAAGGCCGCCCGCAAGGCCAGAGAAAAUAAGGAAACACCCAACAAGGAGCCUGCUCCAUCCGUGAGCUCCACCACGGUCAGCUCUCCCACCGGCGUAAAGUCGCCGCCACGUGACUACACUGAGACCCGCAUCCAAGUGCGCCUACAAGAUGGCUCUACCCUCACCGAGACCUUCAACGUGAAGGAGCAGCUGUCGGCCGUGCGCGUGUUCAUCCAAGUGAAGACCGGCAUCGAGACGCCCUUCUCCUUGAUGACCACAUUUCCGCGAAAGCUCUAUGCCGAGGAGGACUACGAGAAGCCGCUGGAGGUGCUCGGCCUUGUCCCCUCCGCCGUCAUCACCAUGACCAAGACGGCUGCGUAAGGACCGCACCGUCAGCGACAGCGACCGCAACUACUAGAAUAUCUAAAUCUAUCAAGGCGCGCGAUAAUCUCCCCUCCCCCCAAAAAACAACACUUUAAAUGUACGAUUUUAUAUUAUAUUACAACUAAAAAAGGAAACGAAAACGAAA
Drosophila persimilis is the source of this 1229-nucleotide messenger RNA. RefSeq names its product UBX domain-containing protein 1. NCBI's taxonomy places the organism in Eukaryota, Metazoa, Arthropoda, Insecta, Diptera, Drosophilidae. Gene Ontology annotation, molecular function: protein binding. The record is from RefSeq and is a predicted model, not a curated record. The coding region runs from base 62 to 1081 and encodes 339 amino acids. The transcript has 3 exons.